AUGGCUGUGAACAUCGACACCGACAAAGAACUCGACCACACAGAGAAAGAUUCGACUACUCGAUCCGCGACCGAGCCCCCGAGUGAAGAGAAAAAGGAGGGAGAUGGCGGCUGGGCAGCAUACCAGCGCAUCUUCCACUAUGCCGGCGCUUUCGAGUACACCCUCCAGGGGAUCGCCAUUCUUGCCGCCAUUGCUUCCGGUGCCGGCAUCGCGAUGCAAAACUUGAUUUUUGGCGCGUUUGUGACUGUCAUAACGGACUACGCCGCCGGGAAAACAUCGAGCGACGUCUUUCUCGACGAUGUCGCGGAACUCGCUCUCUAUUUUGUCUACCUCGGAAUUGGCAGAUUCGCCCUCUCGUACAUAUACAACACCCUCCUGACCUACGUUAGCCACCGAGUCGUGCGCAAUAUCCGCCAUGCUUAUGUCAGGUCCGCUCUCAGUCAAGAAGUAGCCUAUUUCGACUUUGGCACGGGGGGUUCCAUUGCCACACAAGCCACAUCCAAUGGUCGACUUAUCCAGGGCGGCAUCUCGGAGAAGCUCGGCCUGACGUUUCAAGGACUGGCCGCUUUCGUCGCUGCAUUCGCUGUUGCCUUCGCUACGCAAUGGAAGCUGACACUGAUCACGUUAUGCAUUGCUCCAGCCAAUAUUCUCACCAUGGGGGUGGUCGCUACCAUCCAGGCCGGCCACGAGACCAAGAUCCUUGAUCUGCAUGCCCAAGCCAACUCUUUUGCCGAAGGCGUCCUUGCCAGUGCCCGCACAGUUCAUGCUUUCGAGAUGCGGAGUAGGCUCGUGGCCAAGUUUGAUGGCUAUCUGUCUGAGGCACACCGCGUGGGGGACAAGAUUUCGCCCCUUUUUGGCGCCCUGUUCUCCAUCGAGUACACCAUAAUUUACCUGGGAUUCGGCCUUGCUUUUUGGCAGGGCGUUCAAAUGCUCGCGAGAGGCGAGAUUAACUCAUCCGGCCAAAUAUUCACUGUGCUUCUGUCUGUCGCCAUUGGUUCCAUCCAAAUCACUAUGCUGGCGCCCUACUCCAUCGACUUCACUCGUGCAGCUACCUCUGCCGCUUCGCUUUUCAAGCUUAUAGACAGGCAAUCGGCCAUCAACCCAUUCGACAAGUCCGGUGAACAACCGUCCGACAUUACCGGCCUAGUCGCGCUAGAGGAUGUCACAUUUGCCUACCCUACUCGUCCUGGAAUCACAGUCUUAGAUAACUUUUCACUUACGGUUCCUGCCGGCAAGGUCACAGCUCUAGUGGGACAAAGUGGUUCUGGAAAGAGCACUAUCGUCGGUUUGAUUGAGCGUUGGUACACCCCCUCCUCGGGGACCAUUAAGCUAGACGGGCGGCCCAUCGACAGCCUGAACCUGAACUGGCUUCGGAAUAAUGUCCGACUUGUCCAACAACAAGCACUGGACCGCGCGGCCGAGGGACGCACAACCAUUGUGAUUGCCCAUAAGCUAGCCACAAUUCGCAAGGCAGACAACAUCGUCGUCAUGUCUAAAGGCCGCAUCGUCGAGCAGGGGACACACGAGGAAUUGAUUACCCAUAACGGCACCUACGCUCGGCUUGUCAGCAUUCAGGACUUGGCUGUUGGCUCUGGUACCAGUUCGUCGGAUGCUGAAGAGGAGGGCACGGCUGGCGAUGAAGGAGGCCACCCUGCCGAGCUUACCAAAACCAUGACCCGAUACGCCACUGAAGACCAAGCCCGCCUAGACACCCAGAAGGAUCGUGACAACUUCGAUGACCACAAACACUUAGGCUUGAUCGCGGUAAUCCUCCGCCUCAUCAAGUACAGCCCAGAGCUGAGGCUGUGGUAUCUUUCCGUCCUGGCGUGCUGCGUCGCCGCCGCCGGCAUAUUCCCUGGCCAGGCCAUUCUACUUUCUAGGAUGAUGGACGUGUUCACUUUGGAAGGCGAGGCCUUGAAGGAGCGCGGCAACUUCUUUGCAUCCAUGUUCAUCGUCUUGGCAGCAGGCUGCCUCGUCUUCUACUUUCUUCUGGGUUGGUCGACCCUCUCCCAUAACCUCCGCAGGCAGACGUUCAACGACAUUUUGCGUCAGGAUCUUCAAUUCUUCGACCGUCCCGACAACAACACCGGCGCCCUGACGAGCCGGGUCGACUCGAAUCCUCAGUCUGUAUUCGAGUUGAUGGGCUUUAACGUCGGCCUCAUCGUCAUUGCCGUGCUGAAUGUUGCGGCCUGCAGCAUAUUGGGUAUUGUCCACAGCUGGAAACUAGGUUUGGUGGUCGUCUUUGGCGGGUUGCCUCCCCUGCUCGGUUCUGGGUGGCUCAAGAUUCGGUUGGACAUGAAGAUGGACCACGACAGUUCCAAGAGAAGCUCCGUUAGCGCGUCGGUUGCCUCUGAAGCUAUCACCGCCAUCCGCACAGUGUCUUCCUUGGCCAUCGAAGAUCGUGUUCUUGCCCGGUACACGGCUGAGCUGGAUCGUGCAGUGGCAGACACUGUCAAGCCCCUGACGAGGGUGAUGAUUUGUUUUGCUCUGACACAGGCCAUCGAGUAUUGGUUCAUGGCUUUGGGUUUCUGGUAUGGCUGUCGUCUCGUUGCUUUCAACGAAACAUCCAUGUACAACUUCUUCGUCGCUUUUAUGGGCGUGUUUUUCUGUGGACAAGCGACCGCGCAGAUGUUCCAGUUCUCCACAAGCAUCACCAAGGGACAGAACGCGGCAAAUUACAUAUUCUGGCUCUCCGAGCUGCAGCCGACAGUGAGGGAGACAGACCAGAACCGCGACAACGGGCCAAAAUCUGGCGGGCCCAUCUCAUUGGACAAUGUCCGAUUUUCGUACCCCUUACGGCCAGACGCUGUGGUGCUCCGAGGGGUCGAUCUAGAGAUCAAAAAGGGCCAGUUUGCAGCUGUUGUCGGUGCGUCCGGCUGCGGCAAAUCUACCGUCGUUGCCAUGUUGGAGCGCUUUUAUGAUCCGUCCACGGGCAACAUCCAUAUCGACGGCGAUGUCCUCAGCGAACUCAACCCAAAGCUCUAUCGUCGUAUCGUGUCCCUUGUUCAACAGGAACCCACUCUUUUCCAGGGCUCCAUUCGGGAGAAUAUUGCCCUCGGCAUUGAUGACCCGACAAUCGACACGUCGGCACUCUACACGGCCAACACAGGUCCCACAGUCCCAGACUCGCAGAUCGAAGCAGCUCUUCGUGCUGCCAAUGCCUGGGAGUUUGUGUCAUCGCUCCCGGAUGGGUUGGCUACCGCGGCGGGCUCCAACGGCACACAGCUCUCUGGCGGCCAGCGCCAGCGCAUUGCCAUUGCCCGCUCACUGAUCCGAGAUCCCAAGAUCCUGCUGCUAGACGAGGCAACAAGUGCAUUGGACACGGAGAGCGAGAAGAUUGUCCAGAAUGCCCUGGCUGAGGCGGCCAAGGCCGGGGACCGCAUCACUAUCGCCGUGGCGCAUCGGUUGUCGACCAUCAAGGAUGCCGACGUUAUUUGUGUAUUCCACGGGGGCAAGAUCGUGGAAAAGGGCACGCACGAGGAGCUAAUUGCGCUCGGGGGGAUGUACCGCAAGAUGUGCGAGGCGCAGAACUUGGAUUAG
Messenger RNA from Chaetomium globosum CBS 148.51, 3540 nucleotides. RefSeq lists its product as uncharacterized. The coding region runs from base 1 to 3540 and encodes 1179 amino acids. The record is from RefSeq and is a predicted model, not a curated record. Lineage: Eukaryota; Fungi; Ascomycota; Sordariomycetes; Sordariales; Chaetomiaceae. Gene Ontology annotation, molecular function: ATP hydrolysis activity; ATP binding; ABC-type transporter activity. The transcript is spliced from 11 exons. Gene Ontology annotation, biological process: transmembrane transport. Gene Ontology annotation, cellular component: membrane.